Molecule: messenger RNA, 4445 nt
Organism: Pectinophora gossypiella (pink bollworm)
Lineage: Eukaryota; Metazoa; Arthropoda; Insecta; Lepidoptera; Gelechiidae
Gene: Mccc1
Product: methylcrotonoyl-CoA carboxylase subunit alpha, mitochondrial
Exons: 14
Coding region: 341-2461 (706 amino acids)
Cellular component (GO): mitochondrion
Molecular function (GO): methylcrotonoyl-CoA carboxylase activity; metal ion binding; ATP binding
Source: RefSeq, a predicted model, not a curated record
UCUAAUAUUCAUGGUCUUCUUAUAAUGCUAAUAUUCGUCCUAUAAAGUCCUAGUACGAAUAUAUAACUCGUAGCUUAUAAUGAAAAUUACCUGUUUAUUAAUUGUGUUAAACACAUCAACUAAACUGAAAAGGACAGUUUUUGAUAUUCGUUAGACAACUCUGCAAUUUAAUGAGAUGAUAAAUAAGUUGAUAAUUCGUGACGAUUACACAGCGUUAUCAGACAUACCACAGUGUAACUACGCGAGGGGCCGGCCGAAAGACGUAAUCUACAUGCCUACUAACAGAUAACAAGAAAAAACAACAGUGAUUUAAUUCUUACUUGAAUAUAAAUCUGCAAUCAUGUCUUAUUUGAAGCAAAUCGUUAGACUUUGUAAAACUUCAAACUUCCAGUAUUCUGUAAGACUGAACCAUGCACAGACAAAGGAAGUACCACAGAGGCUUAUUGAUAAAGUUCUCAUUGCAAAUCGUGGUGAGAUAGCAUGCAGGGUGAUGCGGACUGCCAAGAAGCUUGGCAUUCGGACAGUAGCUGUUUACUCUGAUGCUGAUAAACAUGCUAUGCAUGUUGAGAUGGCAGAUGAAGCAUAUCACAUUGGACCAGCCCCUUCAACACAAAGUUACUUGAAUGCUGAAAAGAUAUUGGAAGUAGCAAAGAGAUCUAAUAGCAAGGCCAUUCACCCAGGCUAUGGCUUCUUGUCGGAAAAUGUGGAGUUCUGUGAAAAAUGCUCUAAGGAGGGUGUUGUCUUCAUUGGACCACCUACUGGUGCUAUCAGGGACAUGGGUAUUAAGAGUACAUCAAAGGCAAUCAUGUCAGCCGCCGGAGUCCCUAUUGUGAAGGGCUAUCAUGGAGAAGAACAGAGCAUUGAGAGACUGCAGGCUGAAGCUCAGAGGAUUGGCUUCCCACUCAUGAUCAAAGCUGUCCGUGGAGGUGGUGGCAAGGGCAUGAGGAUUGCUAUGACAGAAGAAGAAUUCUUACCGCAGUUAGAGUCAGCUAAGAGAGAAUCUCUGAAAUCUUUUGGUGAUGACAACAUGCUUCUAGAACAGUAUAUCACUGAUCCUAGACAUGUUGAAGUGCAGGUAUUUGCCGACAUGCACGGAAAUGUUGUUCACCUUUUUGAGAGAGACUGUUCUGUACAAAGACGUCACCAGAAAAUCAUCGAAGAAGCACCCGCGCCAGGAUUGUCAGAAGAGACCCGCCAGGCGCUGGGUUCGGCGGCGGUGCGCGCGGCGCGGGCGGUGGGGUACGUGGGCGCGGGUACGGUGGAGUUCAUCCUCCACCGCCGCACGCACGAGUUCCACUUCAUGGAGAUGAACACGCGCCUUCAAGUCGAGCAUCCCAUCACUGAGAUGAUUACUGGCACGGAUCUAGUAGAAUGGCAACUCCGCGUAGCGGCAGGGGAGCCGCUACCACUGACGCAAGAGGAGAUCAUCCGUCGUGGACACGCCGUGGAGUGCCGCAUCUACGCUGAAGAACCACGCGCCGGCUUCCUUCCCCGCGCUGGGACAUUACACCGACUGUCACAGCCCACGCCUGAGGCAAACGUGCGGGUGGAGACUGGUGUGCGGGAAGGACAGGAGGUGUCUGUACACUACGACCCCAUGAUCGCCAAGCUAGUUGUAUGGGGCCGCGACCGCAACGAGGCCUUGUCAAAGACGAGAGCCAAACUUACAGAAUACAAGGUGGCAGGCCUAGAAACGAACGUGAACUUCCUGCUGCGCCUGAGUGGCGCACGCGCUUUCGUGUCGGGCGACGUGCACACGGCCUUCAUCCCCGAGCACGAAGCCGAGCUGUUCCCGCCGUCAGACAACGAGCUCGAUGAGCGGCACGCCGUGCAACUUGCGCUCGGAUAUCUGCUCAAUUCCCAAAAAGAGAACUUAUCCGACGACCGUUGGAAGGGAAUCAACGUUGCACCAGGCGCUUGGAGGCCGAACUACCAGCUACGGAAGACUGUCCCUCUCAAAUUCGGCGAGAAAGAUAUCAAAGUAACAGUGGAAUACGCCAGAGCACCGAACGCGUACCGAGUACAGGUCGACAACGGGCCCUGGCACCAAGUGGAAGCAACUUUAAAAGACACGGCACAAGGAGUAACCUUAACCACACUGAUUGGAGACCAGCGCAGCACUGUUGGUCUGCUCACUCACGGUCUAGAAGUACAUGUGUAUGAUGAGAACGGACAAACAGCGGUGGAGUUGCCACGACCGAAGUACCAAACGGCAGGCGACGCGGCAGCGGCUGGUUCUGCCAACAGUGCCAGCUCUCCCACCCCCGGAGUGCUGGAGAGAAUACUCGUCAACACGGGAGACAAGGUGGUGAAAGGCCAGCCCCUAUUCGUAGUAAUAGCGAUGAAGAUGGAAUACGUAGUGCGUUCUCCGAGGGAUGGCGUAGUGGCGACUGUGGCAAGCUUCAAACAAGGAGACCCCGUCGGCAAGGGCGCGCAGAUAGUCUCGCUAGAGGAUAGCUGAAAACUGACUCGCAACUCGCAACUCUUGUGCCGUGGCUGGUCUUACAAUAUUAUAGGUUAGAUAACUUUAUCUUACGAACAAAUUCAUGCCGAACCUGGUAGAUUCAAACGUUAUUUAAUUAUAAUUUGAGAAUGCAAGAAAUAAAGUAACCUUUAUUAUAAAGGGAAACCACAGUAACAAAUAUAAAACAAAACAAGGAAUAACACAUACACUUACAAUUGGUUACUUGACAGUUGUAAAAUACGAAAUAUGUCCGAUAUGAUAGUUUAUCAUUUAACGAUAAUUAUCUAUUUUUUUUUUAUUAAGAUCAUUUUUAAAUAUUUACGUUUUACAAAAUAAGAAUGCGGUUUCUGUGUAUUACAAGACCCGAAUCACGGGCGGUCAUAAUUGAGCUUCGUGUGACGUCAUAUUAUUUCACAAAAUAAACAGUAACUAUCUGUCAGGUUUCAGGUUAUAAAUACUGACACACACAGCUGAGACAGUUUCUUUGUUUGUUGAAAUGUGACGUCACUGAGCAAAAUGUCACAUGACCAAAAGUUAAAAUAAUUGAAGAAAAAGGUUUUUUUUCUUUUAUUUUUUUUUGGAAAUUUACAGCGUCUUAAUAGUAUUAAUAAAACUAAAGUAUAUAAAUUGGAAGGCCAUUACAAACUUCCACAUACAAAUUAUAUAAAGCUUUUUCGAGAUAAUAAAAUAGUUUAAGAGGUAUAAAAAAAAUGAAAAAGGGGGGGGGGGGGGGGUAAAAUAAGUGUCUGUAAUUUCUAAAAUACUUAUCCGAAAACUGUCAAGUAGACAAUUAAAACACGCAACAAAAAAAACUUAAGAGUACAAAUAAAUAAAUAGACAGUAAACAUUUAAGGCAAAUUGUAAUUACUAAUUGUAUGAGUGUAUGGACUGGUCAACAAUGGUGAACAAGAAUGAUCGUUUCUCUUUCUUGUCGCUAGUAAAGGAAACCGAUAUUCUUGGAGCUGGCAAUCUAAACUAAAAUUUAGUUUGUGUCUGCCAAAAUCGGUACCAUUAUUUUUGUUAUAAAAUUAUGUGCGUAGCUCGCGUUAAAUAAUAUCGUAAAUAUCUUUCAUCUGGUACGACUAACGACAUAAAAUAUACAAAACUGGAAAAGUAUUUUCUGACUUUUAUCUAUGAAAUAUUAUGUAAUUAGAUCGUAAUGAGCGACGUUGUUAACGUACAGGCUGACGUGAUAAAAUUAUCGAUCGUUGAAAAAAAAUUGUCGAAAUCAAUAAGUUUGCUUUCUUCCCCUUCAUGCGUGAGGCGUUUGACAGAACGACAUGACUUAUUUGGGUUCACAUAUUAGCACCAAUCGUUAAAACGACAUAAUUAUAUCGUCAGAAUCGAUAAAAUAACCGUGACAAAAUUUUAUCACGUUGCGUAUGUUAUGCCCUACUGGUGUCCGUUCUAUCAAAGGUACCACCAUCACACAAAAUAGCCCUUCAAAACUAAACAAGGUCGAAAUAUGUAUCUAUUUAAUGUAUUUACGGAAGCAAGAUAAAAACGCGCUCAAACUUGCGUCACUCAUAGUUUCGCCGACCUUGCGAUAAAGAAUUGAUCAUUUGAUUUUUAUUCAUUGUUUCUUUACAUCGCUCUGGCCUGGUGUAAGAAAUUGUACGUCGCGACCGCUUCCGUUUUUAUAGGUCUCCAGUCAACCUAGGUUUUAUUUUAGAUCUUUUGUGCUAAGGGCGCCUUGUAAUUAUUGACUUCCGGAUCCUAACAAUUUGUUGAAAUAUACGUACGAUGUAAUGUUAGCAAAAUCAAAUAUCCUGUAUUCAUGCAAUCUAAUCACAUAAGGAAAGAUAACUCUACAGUUAGCUAUGAUGACGAUGGCCUACGCAACUCCCGCGCAUGUAAAUAUAGGUUUAUAAUGUUUAUAUUUGUUAAUUUUAUAAUCUACGUUUUGUUAAUCAAAACUUAUAUUUUAAAACAUGUUAUGUAUCGAAAUGUUGAUUGGUAUAAAAUUUUACGAAAUCAUUAA